AUGUCUCGUCUCGAUCUCGGCUCUGAGAUUGAAGAGGCAGAACUUUUCACCCCACCCCUGCUGCCUCCAAACCAUUCGCGACGAUCAUCGAGUCGAAGCGUGAGCAGCCAAAGUCGAUACCUCCCAACUUACAGUGAGACAGCAAGCCGCUCGGUUAGGUCUCUACACACAGGAAUCCCCGAUGGACAAGGCAUCGAACUUGAUGAAUGCAUCAGUCACGAUGCAGAUUCUACCAGUUCGAAACGAUGGGCGCAGCGACAGGCUCCUGCUCUGAGCACCCUUCGUCGAUACCCAACCCGUCGGAUCAAAUUGGUCAAAGGAGCUGUGCUCAGUGUAGACUAUCCAGUCCCAAGCCCGAUAAGAAAUGCAAUCGAGCCAAAGUAUCGUGACCUUGAGGAUGGACAGAGUGAAGAGUUCACUCAUAUGCGGUACACUGCUGCAACAUGUGACCCUGAUGAGUUCACUCUUCAUCACGGCUACAAUCUUCGUCCAUCGAUGUAUAACAGGCACACCGAGAUGCUCAUCGCUAUUACUUACUACAACGAGGACAAGGUGUUGACUGCAAGGACACUGCAUGGCGUGAUGCAGAAUGUCCGGGAUAUCGUCAAUUUAAAGAAAACUAAGUUCUGGAAUAAGGGAGGUCCAGCUUGGCAGAAGAUCGUUGUCUGUCUUGUUUUCGAUGGCAUCAAACCCUGUGACAAAAACACUCUCGACCUCCUUGCUACGAUUGGAGUUUAUCAGGACGGUGUGAUGAAACAUGAUCUCGAUGGUCGUGAGACAGUGGCUCAUAUUUUUGAGUACACAACUCAGCUUUCAGUCACACCGGCGCAGCAACUCAUAAGGCCAUCUUCAGAUAACCCGGACAAUCUUCCUCCCGUGCAGAUGAUUUUCUGCCUUAAACAGAAAAAUAGCAAGAAAAUCAAUUCCCACCGAUGGUUGUUCAACGCAUUUGGUCGAAUCCUCAAUCCAGAGGUCUGCAUUCUGAUUGAUGCAGGUACCAAACCUGGCCACAAGUCACUGCUUACUCUUUGGGAGGCUUUCUACAAUAAUGAGGACCUUGGCGGAGCAUGCGGUGAGAUUCACGCGCUUCUCGGACCUGCAUGGCGAAAGGUUUUGAAUCCAAUUGUCGCAGCACAGAAUUUCGAGUAUAAGAUCUCAAAUAUCUUGGACAAGCCCCUUGAAAGCAGCUUUGGAUACGUCAGUGUCUUGCCUGGCGCAUUUUCUGCAUACAGAUACAAGGCUAUUGUCGGCAGACCUCUCGAGCAAUACUUUCACGGCGACCAUACUUUGUCGGAAAGACUAGGUAAAAAAGGCAUUGAGGGGAUGAAUAUAUUCAAGAAGAAUAUGUUCCUCGCCGAGGAUCGAAUUCUAUGCUUUGAACUGGUGGCGAAAGCGGGCUGUCGUUGGCGACUCACCUACGUGAAAGCGUCCAAAGGCGAAACAGAUGUGCCUGAGAGCCCACCCGAGUUCCUUUCGCAAAGACGUCGCUGGCUCAAUGGAUCUUUUGCAGCUGGGCUUUAUUCACUGAUGCACUUCAAUCGAAUCUAUCGAAGUGGCCAUAGUAUUCCAAGGCUCUUUUUCCUUCACAUUCAAUUCAUAUACAAUGUCUGCCAGCUUAUCAUGACAUGGUUUUCACUUGCCUCCUACUGGCUGACCACGUCGGUGAUCAUGGACAUUGUCGGUACCCCCAGUGCAGUGAAUCAUUACAAAUCUUGGCCAUUCGGAACCGAGGCUUCGCCUAUCUUUAACACCUUCAUCAAGUUUGGCUACAUCAUUUUCCUUCUACUUCAGUUCAUUCUAGCACUCGGGAACCGACCAAAGGGGUCCAAAAUUCCCUACACACUGUCCCUGGUCUAUUUUUCUAUCGUUCAAUUCUACAUUCUUGUGCUCUCAUUCUAUCUUGUGGCACAGGCAUUGACACCCGAGAACCUCAGUUUCAACCUCAAGGACGGUGUCCUGGCAUUUAUACGACAAUUCGUUUCGUCCACUGGAGGUGUCGUCCUAGUUGCGCUAGUCUCCACCUACGGCAUUUAUUUUAUUGCAAGCUUUCUUUACUGGGACCCAUGGCACAUGUUUACCUCGUCAUGGGCAUACUUUCUUGGCAUGCCCUCGUCGAUCAACAUCUUAAUGGUUUACGCAUUCUGCAACUGGCACGAUGUUUCUUGGGGCACCAAAGGGUCAGAUAAGGCCGAUGCAUUGCCAUCCGCCCAGACCAAGCAAGACGCCCAUGCUCCGUUCGUGGAGGAGAUUGAUAAGCCCCAGGCAGACAUCGACGUGCAAUUUGAACAGACCGUCAAGCGAGCCCUGGCUCCCUGGCAGGAACCGGAGCAGAAGGACGAGACCACUCUCGAAGACUCUUACAAAGCCUUCCGAACCAAUCUCGUUUUACUUUGGACUUUCAGCAACGGGCUUCUGGCCUUGUGCAUUAACAAUGACGGGAUCAAGAAGAUAUGUCUGACGACGACUUCAACUCUCCGCACUGCGUGGUUGUGGGGUCGGGUUCAAGCCACCGCGAACGUGAUUUAUCUCCAGGGCACCUGGCUUCCCAAGCUCGUCGAUUUGACCUUUCACCCAUAUCUCAAAUUUGAAGACAGUAAAGGUUUUCGUGGGGGUGUACGGUUCUCGUUUCUUUACAACAUGGCCUCAGAUACACCGUCAUCGUCGCAGAAGCGAUUCUACAGCACUUCCUCACCCUGGGAGGCUAAGUUUGGAUACUAUCGCGCCGUCCGACACGGGAGGCACAUCUUCGUCUCAGGAUCAACAGCCGCAGAUCCUGACUCCCCACCCGAGGCACCCCGCGUCCGCUGUCCUGGAGACGCGCGCGCUCAAGCUCAAAUUACUUUCCAAGAAAUCAUUCAGGCCAUUCAGGCUGUGGGUGGCCGGGGAGCCGAGAGUGUUGUUCGAUGCCGCAUGUUCGUGAGUCGCAAGGAAGAUUGCGGGGCCGUCGGCGAGGCUUUUCGCGAGGCUUUGGGGAAGCAGAAUGGUGAUCAAGUGGGAGCGGCAGCAACGAUGAUUGUUGUGGGGGACAGCUUUGUGGAUGCGGAAAUGCUUGUUGAGAUUGAAGUGGAUGCUAUUGCAGAGGAGGAUUGA
Messenger RNA from Penicillium oxalicum, 3090 nucleotides. RefSeq names its product Chitin synthase C. Gene Ontology annotation, cellular component: cell periphery; cell septum. Lineage: Eukaryota; Fungi; Ascomycota; Eurotiomycetes; Eurotiales; Aspergillaceae. The record is from RefSeq and is a predicted model, not a curated record. The transcript is spliced from 10 exons. Gene Ontology annotation, molecular function: chitin synthase activity. The coding region runs from base 1 to 3090 and encodes 1029 amino acids.